Molecule: messenger RNA, 1293 nt
Organism: Miscanthus lutarioriparius
Lineage: Eukaryota; Viridiplantae; Streptophyta; Magnoliopsida; Poales; Poaceae
Source: the annotation of a GenBank genome assembly
AUGGCCGGCGGCGGCGAUGGUCAAGGCGGGACGUCGUCGUCGUCCCAUGAGCUGAGCGGGCGGCUGGAGGGCAUCCUCGCCGACCGUGAGGUGCCAUGGGCGCGCCGGGCCUCCAAGGCAGCCAUGAUAGAGCUCCGGCUGCUGGCGCCAAUCGCGGCGCCGGCGGUGGUGGUGUACGUGCUCAACAACGUGCUGUCCAUCUCCACGCAGAUCUUCUCGGGCCACCUCGGCAACCUGGAGCUCGCUGCCUCGUCGCUCGGGAACAACGGCAUCCAGGUCUUCGCCUACGGCCUCAUGCUUGGCAUGGGGAGUGCCGUGGAAACCCUGUGCGGCCAAGCCUACGGCGCACACAGGUACGAAAUGCUGGGCAUCUACCUGCAGCGCUCGACCAUCCUGCUCGUCGCCGUGGGCGUGCCGCUCAGUGUCAUGUACGCCUUCUCCGAGCCCAUCCUCGUCUUCCUCGGCGAGUCUCCGGAGAUCGCCAAGGCCGCGGCCGUCUUCGUCUACGGCCUCAUCCCGCAGGUCUUCGCGUAUGCGGCCAACUUCCCGAUCCAGAAGUUCCUGCAGGCGCAGAGCAUCGUGGCGCCCAGCGCCUACAUCUCCGCGGCCACGCUGGCCGUGCACCUGCUGCUGGGGUGGCUGGUGGUGUACAGGCUCGGCAUGGGCCUCCUGGGCGCGUCGCUGGUGCUGAGCCUGAGCUGGUGGAUCAUCGCCGCCGCCCAGUUCCUGUACAUUGUCACCAGCGAGCGGUGCCGCCGGACGUGGACGGGGCUCUCCUGCCGGGCGUUCUCGGGCUUGCCGGAGUUCCUCAAGCUGUCGACGGCGUCGGCUGUGAUGCUGUGCCUUGAAACGUGGUACUUCCAGAUCCUCAUCCUCAUCGCUGGCCUCCUCGACAACCCUCAGCUCGCCCUCGAUUCUCUAACAGUCUGCAUGACGCUUGCUGGAUGGGUGUUCAUGAUCUCCAUUGGGUUCAAUGCUGCUGCGAGUGUGAGAGUUGGGAAUGAGCUGGGAGCCGGGCACCCGCGGGCGGCGGCGUUCUCUGUGGUGGUGGUGACCGCUCUGUCGUUCGUGAUCACUCUGGCCAUGGCGGUGGUGUUCCUCGUCUUCCGCGACUACCUCAGCUACAUCUUCACCGAGGGAGAGACGGUCGCCCGCGCCGUCUCCGACCUCUGCCCUCUCCUCGCCACAACGCUCAUCCUCAACGGCAUCCAGCCCGUCCUCUCAGGGAAUAUGGACUGGGAUGCUCGGUGGCACAUGCAUGCAGACGCUUAUCUUGUUCUGGAUCACUUUUAG